AAUGGUUUUUUGUUAUGACGCAUCAUUUUCAUCCAACAUUGCUCAUAUUUGUGUUGUUUUGUAUAAAAAUAUUGCGAUUCUCUUGAUUUACAAGUGUUGUACAAAUGAUGAAUAAUCCAUGAUGGCCAAGGAUGAUAUUACACUAGGAGAGGAGAUGGGAAAACUGGAGAUAGAACCUGUAAAACUAAAAAUCAUCAAAGAAGAAAAUCCAUUUACACCUCUGUCGCUCCAAAAAAGAAAUGUAUUUACAAGAACUCUCCACCAAAACUUGAAAUGUUCUUGUCUUAUACAGAAAAGGAAUAAAAACUUAAGUAUAUGUAAAAAGAAACAAAAUAAAAUUCUCAAAGAGCCUGUCUUGAAGUUACUGCAAGUAAACGGCCAAAACUGUAGUGUAAGUGAAGAUUGUUAUCACAUGUGUAAAAAGAUAUCAAGACUACCAGUUAAAAGUUCCGAUAGCUUGAGUGUAUGUGCACUUGUUGAUAAUUGCAACCAGCUAAGGAUAUCUUCAGGCGGCAAUGAGGAACCUCCAGCAAGUGUAGAACAAAAUGAAAGUCAGUGGUGGAAAAGUAAUGUAACAAAUGCUCGACAAACAAAAGACACAAUCUCAGGGAUGACUCAGGCUGGCUCCUGUUCACAACAAGCUUUGAACCCACCCUGUGAUGUCACAAUUGAUGAGCUAGCUAGCUACUUUGAAACAUUGGUUCAUAUUCCCAAAAAGAUGUCAUCAAUGGCUGAAAUGAUGUACAUUUAAAAACAUUUUUGAAUAUUUAUAUGAGAAGUGGUCCAACACAUAAGUAAAAGUGUGUAAUAAUAGUCAAUGACUGCAACUAUGUGAUGGUACUUGCAAACUGCUGAGUGACUGAGCGGGAAAAAUGCACAGACCUGUUUUGAAUGAUAUAAUUAUAGCAUAAUCAGUUAUCAAAGUGUUAACUAGGAAAUGAAUCAUUUCUAAGUGUAAUUAUUAAUUUCUUACUGUUAUUUUGUAAUCUUUAAUGUGUACACAUAUCUAAACUGGGCAUAAAUGUAAUUUUACUAAUUACUAUUAUUUCUUUGAUGGGCCAUGAGUCAAAUAUUUUAAAUGAAUAGUAGAAUUUAGAUAGGAACAAUGUAAAUUAAUGUUUCAUUAAAUUUUAUCGGUAUUGUGAUUA
This is a messenger RNA of Pectinophora gossypiella (pink bollworm), 1148 nucleotides long. RefSeq lists its product as uncharacterized. Bases 119 to 751 code for a protein of 210 amino acids. The record is from RefSeq and is a predicted model, not a curated record. NCBI's taxonomy places the organism in Eukaryota, Metazoa, Arthropoda, Insecta, Lepidoptera, Gelechiidae. The transcript has 3 exons. Gene Ontology annotation, biological process: cellular response to hydrogen peroxide.